Molecule: messenger RNA, 4365 nt
Organism: Zygosaccharomyces rouxii
Lineage: Eukaryota; Fungi; Ascomycota; Saccharomycetes; Saccharomycetales; Saccharomycetaceae
Gene: SPT6
Product: chromatin-remodeling histone chaperone SPT6
Exons: 1
Coding region: 1-4365 (1454 amino acids)
Biological process (GO): nucleosome organization; transcription elongation by RNA polymerase II; positive regulation of transcription elongation by RNA polymerase II
Cellular component (GO): transcription elongation factor complex
Molecular function (GO): nucleosome binding; histone binding; DNA binding
Source: RefSeq, a predicted model, not a curated record
AUGUCUCAGGUGGAUGAAAAGGAAAGGGAGCCUGUGGCUUCUCGUGAAGAAGAUGUGAUUGCUAAUGGUGAUGAGGACAAACCACCUAGUGACGAAGAAGAAGGUGAAGACGUUUUUGAUUCUUCAGAUGAUGAGGAAGGUGAAGACGAUGCAGACGAAGCUAGAAAAGUACAAGAAGGAUUUAUUGUAGAUGAUGAGGAUGAAGAUGUAGUCACAGGUAAAGGUUCUAAGAAGAGAAGAAAGCAUAGAAGAGCUAGGGAACAAAAUGACGAUGACGGUAGACUUUCUGAGGAUGAUUUAGAUCUUUUAAUGGAGAAUGCAGGUGUCAAACGUGGGAAUGACCAAGCCAGUUCCGGAAAAUUGAAAAGAUUGAAAAGAGCGGGUCAAGAGGAGACAAAGGAUGAAGGAUCUGCAUCCAAUUCUAGAGAAGCUACAGAGUCGAAACUAGAGGAUUUCUUUUCAGAUGAAGAAGAACAAGAGCAAGAUGGAUAUGAUGAUGAGAGACGUAGUGACGAAAGAGGCUCUAGAGACGAAGAGGAAGAUCGUAAAGGAAGUCACGGUCCUCAUAAAGGUGGUAUGAUGGAUGAAUUGGACGAUUUCAUUGAAGAAGAUGACUUUUCUGAUGAGGACGAGGAGACAAGACAGCAGAGAAUUCAAGAAAGGAAAAUGCUUAGAGAGCAGAGGAUGAAGCAACCUGUUCACGUAACGGGUCUUUCUUCUGAUAAGAUUGAUGAAAUGUACGAUAUCUUCGGUGAUGGUCAUGAUUACGAUUGGGCUCUUGAGAUCGAAAAUGAAGAAUUGGAUGAAGGUAAUAUAGAAGAUGGCGAUGCCGUGGAUACUGAGGGUGCAGGCGAAGGUGACGAAAAUGGUGGUGGUACCAAACCUGCAAAGAAAAAGAUAACAUUAAAAGAUAUUUACGAUUUGCAGGAUUUGAAGAGGAACUUGCUAACAGAUGAAGACAUGGUUAUUAGAAAGACUGAUAUUCCUGAGAGGUAUCAAGAAUUGAGAAGCGGUUUGGCAAAUUACAGCGAAUUGGCAUCUGAGGAUCAAGAAUUGGAAAAGAACUGGAUUAGCGAUAAGAUUGCCGUGGAUAAAAAUUUUGCCCCCAAUUACGAUUUGACCGAAUUCAGAGAGUGUGUUGGUAAUGCCAUUCAAUUCAUUGUACAAGAAAAUUUAGAGGUUCCUUUCAUCUAUGCAUACCGUCGUAAUUAUAUUUCAUCUAGGGAUGCCGAUGGAUUCGUUCUCACAGAGGAUGAUCUGUGGGAUAUCGUUCAACUGGAUAUUGAAUUCCACAGUAUAAUAAACAAGAGAGAUUAUGUCAAAAGAUUUUAUGAAGAGCUAAAUGUCGAAGAUUCGGUGGUGGAUGAGUACUUCCAAAACCAAACGACAGGCUCCAGUGCAGAACUUAACUCCUUGCAAGACAUCUACAACUAUCUGGAAUUCAAAUAUGCCCAUGAGAUUAACGAUGGUCUUUUGAAGAAAACAGGCAAGAAGCACCUCAAGAAUUCCAGUUAUGAGAAAUUCAAGGCAAGUUCUCUUUAUCAAGCAAUUACUGACGUUGGUAUCACUGCGGAGCAAAUCGGCGAAAAUGUCAAUGCACAACACCAAAUUCACGUAGCUGUGGACCAUCCAAACAUGACUCCUCAAGAAGUCGUCGAAUCUAUCCUAAAUUCCAAUACUGCCGAUCUUCAAGUUUUUACAUCUAAUACCAAGCUUGCCCUUGACACUGUAAAAAAGUACUACGCAUUGGAAAUAUCUAAAAACACCAAAAUGAGGGAAAAAGUCAGAUCUGAUUUCUACAAGUACUACUUGGCCGAUGUGGUGUUGACCUCUAAGGGUAAACGUGAAAUUCAAAGAGGCUCAAUUUAUGAAGACAUCAAAUAUGCUAUCAACAGAACGCCUAUGCACUUCCAAAGAGAUCCUGAUGUUUUCUUAAGAAUGUUGGAGGCAGAAUCUUUCAACUUGUUAGGUGUUAAAUUACACAUGACUUCACAAGCCCAUUACGUAGAGCACAUGUUCCAAGUGGUCUUGGAAACUACCAAUACAUCCCAAUUGGCUACAGAAUGGAAUAACUUCCGUAAAUCUGCUUUUGUCCAGGCGAUGGAUCAAAUCUUUGCAGAUAUUUCUGGAGAGAUUAAGGACGAUUUAUCCAAGACUUGUGAGAAACUGGUCACUAAGACUAUUCGCCACAAGCUAAUGACUAAAUUGGAUCAAGCACCAUACAUUCCUAAUCCUAAGGAUCCUAAGAUUCCUAAGGUACUGACAUUGACUGCAGGCCAAGGUAGAUUUGGUUCAGAUGCUAUUAUAGCAGUAUUUGUGAAUCGUAAGAGUGAUUUUGUGAGAGAUUUCAAGAUCGUGGACAACCCCUUUGACAGGAAUAACCCACAAAAGUUUGAAGACACUCUAGAUACCAUUAUACAGAAUUGUCAGCCUAAUGUCAUUGGUAUCAAUGGUCCAAACCCCAAGACUCAAAAACUAUAUAAGAGAUUACAAGAAGUGGUUCACAAGAAACAAAUCAUCGACAACAGGGGCCAUACCAUUCCAGUGGUUUAUGUGGAAGACGAAGUCGCCAUUAGAUAUCAAAGUUCUGAACGUGGUAAUCAAGAAUUCCCAAACAAACCUCCGCUAGUGAAAUAUUGUAUAGCGCUGGCUCGUUAUUUGCACUCUCCACUGCUGGAGUAUGCUAACCUAACCCUGGAGGAGUUGGGAUCGCUUGCUAUUCAUCCAACUCAAUCGCUAGUGCCCCGAGACUCACUUCUAAGGGUUCUAGAGACUGCUUUUGUGGAUAUCGUUAAUCUGGUUGGUGUGGAAGUUAACAAGGCUACUGAUAAUCCAUACUAUGCUAGCGCCUUGCAGUACAUUUCUGGGUUUGGUAAACGUAAGGCGAUUGACUUUUUGGAGUCUCUUCACAGGUUGAACGAACCUCUACUGGCGCGCCAACAGUUAAUUACCCACAACAUCUUACACAAGACGAUUUUCAUGAAUUCUGCGGGUUUCCUAUACAUCUCAUGGAAUGAAAAGAGGCAGAAGUACGAAGAUCUGGAACACGAUCAAUUGGAUAAUACGAGAAUUCAUCCAGAAGAUUAUCAUUUGGCUACCAAAGUGGCAGCAGAUGCAUUAGAAUCUGAUCCUGAUGCCAUCGCAGAGAAGGAGGGACAAGGAACAAUGAGUGAAUUUAUUGACAUUCUAAGAGAAGAUACUGAUCGUAGAUCCAAGUUGGAAUCCCUAAAUCUGGAACAAUACGCGGAAGAUUUGGAGAAGAAUACGGGUCAACGUAAAUUGAACAACUUGAACACCAUCGUUCUAGAAUUAUUAGAUGGAUUUGAAGAAUUAAGGAAUGAUUUCCAUCCAUUACACGGCGAAGAAAUUUUCCAGAGUUUGACAGGUGAAACUGAGAAAUCAUUCUUCAAAGGUUGUAUCGUACCCGUUCGUGUGGAAAGGUUUAGACAUAAUGAUAUUAUGUGUAUUACCAAUUCUCAAGUGGAAUGUGUUGUCAAUGCUCAACACCAUGCGGGAACACAGUUUAAGAGACCACCCGGAGACAUUUAUGAAAUUGGUAAGACCUAUCCAGCCAAAGUUGUAUUUAUAGAUUACGAGAACAUUUUAGCAGAAGUCUCACUCCUAGAGCAUGACAUCAGACACCAAUACGUGCCUAUCAAUUUUAGCAAAGAUCCAUCCAUUUGGGAUCUGAAACAAGAAUUAGAAGAUUCAGAGGUAGAGAAGAAGAUUACGAUGCAGGAGGCUCGUGCCAAGAGAACACACCGUGUGAUCAAUCAUCCAUACUAUUUCCCCUUCAAUGGUAAGCAAGCUGAAGAUUACUUGAGAAGUAAAGAACGUGGGGAUUUCGUCAUCAGACAAUCUUCUCGUGGUGAUGAUCAUUUGGUGAUAACAUGGAAGCUCGACAAGGAUUUGUUCCAACACAUUGACGUUCAAGAGUUGGAGAAGGAGAACCCACUAGCAUUGGGUAGAGUUCUUGUAGUAGAACAACAGAGGUAUCACGAUUUGGAUCAAAUUAUUGUGGAAUAUUUGCAAAAUAAGAUUAGAUUGCUCAAUGAGAUCACCUCCAAUGAAAAGUUCAAGAGCGGAAACAUGAAGGAUGUAGUAAAGUUCGUGGAAGACUACUCCAAGGUAAAUCCUAACAGAUCCGUUUACCAUUUUUGUUUCAACCACAACCAUCCAGGCUGGUUUUACCUAAUGUUCAAAUUAAAUGCACAGAGUAAGUUGUACACUUGGAACGUAAAAUUGACUCAUACAGGAUUUUUCUUGGUCAAUUACAAUUAUCCAAGUGUUAUUCAACUCUGCAACGGUUUCAAGACUCUACUAAAAUCUAGCAGCAGUCGAAACAAGACAGCCUCUUAUCAUUAA